UUUCUAAAGGACAACAUCGUUUACGAAAAAAAUUCGUUCGUUUUGAAAUAUUACGUUCGUUAACGAAAACGAUGUCAAUCUCUACUUUUGAAUAUAUGUUAACUAUUAAUCUUCAAAUAAGAAAAUUUUGUAAAAUUUCUUUAAAACUUUUUUGUGUUAAAGGGACAGAUAAUAAUGAAAGUCAGAGUGUUGAAGGGAAAGAUGGCUGCACACAGAGACACCAGUGGCGUAGAUCCUGGUCCUCUAUGGAGAAGGAUGAGGAGAGACAAGAGAGAGGAGAUAAAUCUAAAGAUAAGAUGAAGAAUUUCCUGCUGAAAACAAGAAAAUGGUCGAGCGUCUGUCUAGAGGAGUUUGACGGAGUUCAGAAGAUGAAGAAAAAUUUCUCUGGAAUUCCAUUCAAAUCUGGGAGUGUGAGUGAGAAGCAGAAGAUAUGUGCCAGCUCUGAUCAAGUUUAUUUUGACAAAUAUUGUUGUAUCCUGGAUUUACGGACACAACAGAACGUGCUGCUAAUUGGUAUCUAAAAAUCUACACUUAAUGAGA
Eurytemora carolleeae is the source of this 540-nucleotide messenger RNA. RefSeq lists its product as uncharacterized. NCBI's taxonomy places the organism in Eukaryota, Metazoa, Arthropoda, Copepoda, Calanoida, Temoridae. The record is from RefSeq and is a predicted model, not a curated record. Bases 72 to 521 code for a protein of 149 amino acids. The transcript is spliced from 6 exons.